Homarus americanus (American lobster) is the source of this 4621-nucleotide messenger RNA. It is a transcript of the gene Fcp1, whose product is annotated as RNA polymerase II subunit A C-terminal domain phosphatase-like. The record is from RefSeq and is a predicted model, not a curated record. Bases 101 to 2848 code for a protein of 915 amino acids. Gene Ontology annotation, molecular function: RNA polymerase II CTD heptapeptide repeat phosphatase activity. The transcript has 10 exons. NCBI's taxonomy places the organism in Eukaryota, Metazoa, Arthropoda, Malacostraca, Decapoda, Nephropidae. Gene Ontology annotation, cellular component: nucleus.
UAAAAUUUAAUGUGGAUCUACGGUGAGUUACGACGCAAAGCAAAACAAACAGGAGGACAACUACUAGAGGCGGCGGGUGAACUACAGAUGCAACACCACCAUGUUGCUCACCAGAGAGACAUUCAGGGAGAUAGACGUCGGCAGAAGCUGUGGGCAAGACUAUAAGGUUCUUAAAAUCUACCCAAAGAAAGGAACCAACAUCUUCCCAAAGCGACGUCUCUGUGAAGUCCAGUCUACGUCCGGAGAAUGUAUCAUCAUCAAGGCCAAGUAUGCUGGAAUAGUCACUCAGGUGCUCAUCAACGUUGAUGAUACAAUAGAAGAUGGAUGUGACAUACUGGAACUUGAAGCAUGUACCCACAAUGCCUUGAUGGGGAACAUUUGUUGUGACUGUGGUGUUGUGUUUGAUGAGAAAGACCUCCCAAAGACAGAAGCAGUGAGCAUGCUUCACUCUGUACCUGACCUUAAGAUUGCUAGAAAUGAAGCCCAAAAGCUCGGUAAAGAAGACAUAAGGAAUCUAUUGAAGCAGCGGAGACUUGUGUUGCUAGUAGACUUGGACCAGACAUUGAUCCAUACGACAAAUGAUAAUAUUCCAGCAAAUUUGAAGGACGUUUACCACUUCCAAAUCAACUAUGGCGGCCCGUGGUAUCAUGCCAGACUGCGGCCACACACAAAGGUCUUUCUAGAGAAGGUAUCCAAGUACUAUGAGCUUCACAUCAGUACUUUCGGCGUGAGGGAAUAUGCUCACCACAUAGCCCACUUCCUGGAUCCAGACCGAUUGUUGUUUGGUCAGAGGAUUCUCUCUAGAAAUGAAUGCCUCGAUAUGAUGUCGAAAAAGGCCAACCUUGAUUCUCUCUUCCCGUGCGGAGACAAUCUCGUCUGCAUCAUCGAUGAUCGGACUGAUGUGUGGAACCUCUCCCCCAACGUCGUACAGGUCAUUCCCUACCACUUCUUCAGACACACGGGAGACAUCAACGCUCCUCAGGGUCUCCAGAAGAAGGAAAAUGACGACCGAGAGGGCAUAGACUUCAAGGAUUUGAAAAAGUGCAAUAUUAAAACUGUUGGAGUUCCAACUGAGAACACUUUAGUAACGGAUGAAGACGAUAAGAAAAGUUACAGUUCAGAUUCGGACAGUGACAAGGACGGUAAGGAGUUGAUACCUGGCAAAAUGGGCGAUGUGUUUCAUGGCAAUGGUUCGGAAACGGCUGUACCCGAGACACAAGCAGAAGAUAGUGAGAAAGAUACUAAAGCAGUGGUACUUGACACAAAGGCAGAGAGUGGUGAGAAAGAUACUAAAGAGGUGAUACUCGAGACAAAAGCAGAAGAGAGUGAGACAGAUACAAAAGCAGUGGUACUUGACACAAAGGCAGAGAGUGGUGAGAAAGAUACUAAAGAGGUGGUACUCGACACAAAAGCCGAGAGUGGUGAGACAGAUACAAAAGAUGCGGAACCUGAAAUUAAACUAGACAGUGACGUAGACUCGAGUAAACAAAGUGACGAUUCGGUAAUGCAUUGUGAUACAGAAUUGACAGAGGGAAACGAUAAAAAACCUAGUGAGAAUAGUGAUAGUUGUACGAGCGAACCAAACCAAACAGAAUGUGCAUUAAAACCCGAUUCGGUGGCAGAUAGAGAAUUAACGGCCGAUGGGGUUGAGGGUGCCGAGAACACGAACACAGAAUGCAACGAGGUGAGAGUUGAGGAUGGUAAUGCCUUCCCGGGUGAUGUAGAAAUGGCGUACUGUAAAACGAAAGAGGAGGAUGAAUUGGAAGUGAAAUUAUGCGACAGAAACGAGAACGAUGUCACGUCGAGUAAAAAGACGAUAAACGCAGAUAAUGUAUUUGACGUUGAGGAUACUGACGAUUACUUGUUGUACCUUGAAGAUAUCCUGAAAAAAAUCCACAAAAGAUUUUUCAAGGAGUAUGAUAAGACUCAGAAUCAAAAUGCCGAAGAGCAGGCGUUACCCGACCUGAAAACAAUCGUGCCGACAGUUCGCCGGGAAGUUUUGAAGGGCGUCAACAUAGUCUUCUCGGGGGUUGUUCCACAGCAGAUGAGGCUACAGGAGUCUAAGGCUUACAUGAUCGCCGUGAGCUACGGGGCGAUGGUAUCCGAGAGACUCAUCGUGAAGGCUAAAGGAGCUCCCGAGAGCGACGACAGAAAGAACUACACGACGCACGUGGUCGCGGCGAACCUGCACACGGAGAAAGUGAACUACGCUCGAAAACACAAAUCCAUAAAGGUCGUCACCCCAAACUGGUUGUGGAAAUGUGCAGAAAGAUGGGAACUUGUAGAGGAGCGGCUCUUUCCUCUGAGCAAGGAGACAGAGAAGGAGAUCCAGCGGCUUCCACCACACCACUGCUUCACCCCCGACCUCUCGUUACUAAGAUAUAACUCAGGUACAGAGCAGACUGAGGCAGGUCCAAGCGGCAGAACCAGAACGGCAAGUGGAAGUCUUAUGGAGGAAUAUAUCACUCUCACGGAUAUGAGGAUCAUAGGCCACGACGAUAAGAAUAAUAUGUCGGAGGAGGUCCAAAACACCCUCAGUGACGAUGACGAAUCUGACGAUGAUGAGGGAGAUGCCUCGGACGGUGACACAUCGACCACUAAUGGAGAAAAUGACGAGGAAGAGGAUGAAGAAGAGGGCCCUCGCAGGAAGAGGUCCAAGAGCACGAUAGAGCAUGACGACUUGGCACGCAAUGAUGAAGAAGAGGAGAUGGAGAAUGAAGACGAACUCCCGAGUGUUAUAUUUAGACAAGGUGGGGGUCUGCCCAGUGACGACAGUGAUGAUGGAGAGAGUGAAGAUGAAGGAAACUUGAGUCAGAUGGGUGCUGACCUUGAGAGUCUGUUAGAUUAGCUUGAAACAAACAGUACAAAUAGGAGUUAAUUAUAAGGCUAUUAAGUUCAUUAUCUGUACAGGAAUACCUCGCUAUUCGCAGCCCCGCUUAUCCGUAAUUGAUAUUUUAACGCCCCUAUUCGAUAUUCGCAGAGCACACCCCGCUUAUUCGCAAAGAAAAGUUACGACGCCCUACAGUAAUAUUUCAAACCAUGCAGGCUGGCCACAUGACCCGUGCGGUUUAGAGAUUAGUGAAGUUCAAUGGCACCGGUCACACAGAGCACGCGUGGGAGACGCUCACCCCACGCCUCUACCCUUACUUCCUAACCGCUGCGUGAAAAGCAUGCCGGGCAUUAUAGAAUUCUUCAUAUGGCAGUGGUAAAUGCUCGUUUAAAUGUUGACACUUGUUUACAAAUGUACUCACACAGACACUCACUCAGUCACCGACGCACACACACCUUGUUCUUUUGUAUUGUUUUCAUGAUAUUGUAGUUAUUUUAUUGUAUUAUAUGGAGUGUACUGUACCUGUAUAUCGAGAAAAAUGUUGAUAUUAAAUAAGAAAUAUGAAGAACGGGUGUGUGGAUUUGGCGUGUCACCAAGUUGUACUCUCCCCCUACCAGGCCAAGCUGUGUUAUUGUUAUUUUUCAACUCUUAUUUUUGGGUAGAAUUACAUAAUGUUAAUAUAUUUUUUCUCUGUUAUAUGCAUUCACAAUCCUUCGUACAGAAUGUGCAAAAGUAAAUUAAAAUAAAUGAUAUAAGGUCAUAAACAUUUCUUAUGUGCGUUUGGAUCGUGGGAUGAGGAGGGAUCUCAGCUGCUCCAGUCUCCUGUGUCCUGCAUAUAGUGAUACUGUUGCUAACUGGCAUUUUUUUUUUUUUUAUUCAUUCCUCACCUUUACUGCUACGACUGUACUGUAUACAGAGCACGCGACCCUGGUACCUUAUAGCCUCGGAUAAUUAAGAGUAUAUAUCGUAAAAUAUGUGGUGAAAUUUCCGGUUGGGAACGCAUCCCUCCCCUUUGUUUACAUUUUUUCUUAUGGGGAAAAUUGCAUUGAUAUUCGCAAAUUCAUUAUUCACAAUGAUGACUUUUUGGAACGCAUCCUUUGCAAUAACUGGGGUAUUCCUGUAUACCUCUUCCACUCUGGUGUGGGUUGGGUCAAGGGUUGGAAACCUUAGAGAAGUAAAGGAGACAAAGAAUAUUGUUUUAACCUGUUACUUUCUCUGGCUGUCUCCACCACUCCCCCCUUCUGUGAGGUCUCUGUGCCCCUUGAUCCACCUAACACACAAGAAGGAUAGGAAAGAAGAUGACUGAUAAUGCCGAUAUGUUUUUGAGUGUUCAAAAAACAGUGAUAACUGAAGUAAAAGUUCAGGGACAUAAUUUGUAAUUCUGGUGAGCUUUUAAUUAUGAUUCUUAGAGUUUCUUUUUGUAAAUUGCGGAUCUCGCUUAUAUAAUUUUUGUGAAUAAAUUGCCAUCACAGUGUUCCAGCAUUCAGUCAGAUGAUGAAUUUGUUUUUAUUUGAAAAUUAUUAUUAUAAUUAUCAUUAUUAUUAUUAUCUAUUGUUAAUGUUACAUUCAGUCCUAUUUUUUUUGCAGAAAACUUAAGGACUCCUCUACUGUCAGUGUUACAAAUCUUUUAAUAUCAGAGGUACAUUAUUUUUACAGAUAUAAGGAAUAUACCAUUAUAGGUCUUACUUCAUUUAUUGAUGGAUUUUUAUAACUUUUAAUAAAUGAUGUAUUUAAUUUUUCAUUUUAAAAAGAAACUAUGAAUGUAGCAUAGCAAAGAAGGAAAUGUUUUUA